AACCCUUUUCCCGCCAUUUUCUAACAUCUUUCACCCUCUUCACACAUCUCUCUCUUUCACUCUCCAAUUUUCUCUCUCUUUCUUCUUCAAUGGUGAGGCCUAGAACCGCUGCAAAACCCUCCGCACCUGCAGAUGCCGAUCCGGAAAACGAAGAUAGCCUCGAAGUCGUCUCAAUCGGUUCACUCUACAAUGGACCAUGGGAGAAGAAGUAUUGGAGCAGUUCUAGGGGAAAAGACCGAUAUCCAUAUCCCAUUGGCUAUCAAGCUGUUAGAGCUCAUAAUGGAACCACUUAUAAGAUGGAAGUUCUUGAGGGCGUUAACGGGCCUAAAUUUUUGAUUUCUUCAGAUGAUGGGAAUUCAGCUUCUGGGAAAACUCCAGACUUUGCAUGGGCGGAAUUUCAGAAGAAAGGUUGCACUCGCACAAAGAUUUUGCAUGGGAAGAGACAUUCGGCUAAAAUGGAUGGCUUAGAGUUUUUUGGGUUCAAAAACCAGCUUAUUCUGAGGUUGCUUCGCGAACUAGUGGCAGAUAUAAAUGGAAUGGCUGAACGGAGCUUAGUAUCCUCAAACAUCAGUAAUGAGGUUUCUAAAACCGAGCAUGAUGAUUUAGUAAUUUCCCUGGAAAGAUCAUGUAUUACAGGGAAGAGAAGUAGAUGUGAGCUAAAAAAUAAAAAGUUAAAUGGCAGAUCUACACCUCUUAGGAAGAAUGAGACAGCUUUUGGUCAAAGGAGUUCUGCAAUCCAAAAUUGUUCAGAAGACAGUGACGUCGCCCACAAUCAAGUAGAUGUAUCACCUUCCCUGAAAAUAAUGUCAUCUGUUGGUAAGAGAAGCAAUUGCAUUUCAUCCCAAAACGGGCUGCCAUUGAAUCAUAAUGACAUCUCUGGCAACAAUAGGGAUAGUUGUACAGAAAUAACUGAAAACUUGUCUACAGAAAAACCUCUUCAUAGGUCACAUGACAAGGAGAUGAAAAUAUCAAGUUUGUUGGUGACAUCAGAAGAUGGCAAAGUGACGCAGUCCCGUUUUAAAGAGUCUCAGGGCUGUAUUGGCAUUGAUCUUUAUGCUCCUGAUUCACUAGAUUUACAAGAUAAUAUCUCUGAUUCUGUUCCAAGUAGUCUGGAUAAGAAUAAUGACGGUGAGCCAACAUGUGAGGCCAUCUUUGAAGAUUUGUUAAAUUCGAAACGUGAGGAAGUGCUAAAAUCUGAUUCAAAUAUAAGCCCUGAGAAAGAUUAUUUUAAUUCAGCUGGCCAAGACGUGGCAAACUCAAUGAUGUCACUUCUGCUUCCUCAAGCAGUUCCCUUACUAAGGAAUAACUCAACAGAUGAGAAGUUCUCACUUAUCCCUUCAGAUAUACUGCCUUCUAAGGAAGAACAAAAUGAAGCUGGAUGUGUUUUGGAUGUACCAUCAUCUGAUAAAAUGGUAACAGAUGAUGCAUAUGAGGAUCAAAAUGAAAAGAUACAUAAGCCAGAUGCUCACCCACGUUCAAAUUCUUCUAAUACUGAUGACAUGAAGUCUAUUGUCCUUGAUAGUUUUGAGUAUAUUCAAUGUGAGGACCUCAAGAAUUCAGAAGUUUUAUCUUUUAAAGAAAUGUGUUGUUCGAAAAGUCAAGAACAGCUUCCUGGUGAUUUGCCGAAAGGACCAUCCACAUGCUGUGCUUCAGAGGUGGACUUUAAAAACAGGCCGCAUGAUUAUGAUGUAUGUAUUCCUGAUUCUGUUCAGGAUGACAUGUCUUCUCCUGAUGUAUGUAUUCCUGAUUCUGUUCAGGAUGACAUGUCUUCUCCUGAUGUAUGUGUUCCUGAUUCUGUUCUGGAUGACAUGUCUCCUGAUGUAUGUGUUCCUGAUUCUGUUCUGGAGGACAUGUCUCCAGCACAUGAUGGUUUCAAGUCAGGGCAAAAUGACCUUCCAGCUGCUCAGGAUUUUACUGGAGGAAAGACGCAAGAUGAAGCUGUUGGUACUCAGUUACCAAAUUUCGUAUACACCAGAAGAAAGAGGCAAAAUUCUGUUACCCUCCAAAGAAAUUGUUCCGCUGUGGAGAGUACAGAAUGUGACAAGGCUGAACUAGUUACUUCUCAAAUGCAUACCGCUCGCGACACUGUCCCUCCAUCAAAAACCAUUCAAGCAAAAAAUGAUAAACUAUGCAAACCAGAUGAUUCUGGUUUAAUAUUAGAAAAACCUGAAGAUCCAAUGAUCCAAAGAAACCAGGAACUCAAGAGUAAUCUGAACGGCAAUGUAAAGUUUGUGGGGCGCUACAUGCACCCAAUGCCUGUUUCAUCAUUACUUUUAAAAACAUUUGAGGAUAAAAUCCACAUUUGUGUUUUAUGUGGCCUUCUGUCAGAUCAGCACAGAACUCUGUUUACCUACAAGGUAGCUAUCAAGGAACCAAAUUUCGGUUGCCCCUCUGCCAUGGCUCACACCCCGAUAAUGUUGCCAGAUCCAAAAUAUAACUUCAUGAGAGAAACUAUGGUGGAAAAGACUGGGGUGGAGUUGACUCCUAAUGGGCAGUAUAUUGUCUUAAUAGGCAGCAUAAAAACCCCCAAUUGCAGGGAAGGAAAAAUUGAUUGUUGUUGCUCAGCAUGUACUUCAGUCUGCACGAAGAAGAAUGGUUUGAAGAUUGUUCAUGUAGAAAGUGGUUAUGCAUCAGUUGUGGCAACACUGGAAACUGUUGAAGACGUACAUUGUAUUUUGGUUUGUGAACCUAACCGACUUGUUUCUGUUGGAGGGAGUGGGAGUAUACAAGUGUGGGUCAUGAAUUCAACAUGGAGUGAAAAGAUAGACUACUUCAUCAUUCCGUCUGUUGGUUCCAUGUCCCCUGGCAUUGUGGAAUUGAAGAGGGUCCCCCAGUGUGCUCAUUUGGUUGUAGGCCGAAACAUUUAUGGGGACUUUAGUUUAUGGGAUAUUGCAAAACUCAAUUGUGUUUCAAGCUUCUCUGCUUCAAAAUAUCCAAUUAAUGAGUUCUUUCCAAUAAGCUUGUUCCAUUUGCAAACAAAAGGCUUGGGAUUGAGUUAUGCUAGCAGAGAGGAGAAGGCUGAAAAACUUUUAGAAGCAUCCAAUCUCUGGCACUCAGAGCAAAGAGAGACCCAUGUGUAUCUACCAACCAAAGAUGUUGCGAUGUGGUUUCUUGUCUCGACUCCCUCGGACUUUGAUUGUUGCCAGGAUCAUGUUUCAACCUCAAUUCAUCAAGAUGUAAAUACAGCUAGAAGUUGGAGGCUAGCUCUUUUGAUGGAAAAUAGCAUUGUUUUUGGAAGUCCCUUGGAUCCUAGAACAACUGCUGUUGGUGUCUCUGGUGGUUAUGGAAUCUUCAGCACAAGUGAUGGCAUGGUAUAUAUGUGGGAUUUGUCUAGAGGGUCCAAGCUUGAUACUCUGCACCAUUUCCAGGAUGACAUUGGCACAAGUAUUGUUACGGAUGAUUUAAAUUCAAAUUCAAGAAGUGUUAUGGGAGUCGUUGGGGGAGGAGGCCAACUUCUGCUUUAUUUACAUCUUCGUGAUCGGGACUCAAAUGAGUAGAGGCAAUGAUAGUGUUAUUUUCUCAUCGAUUUAAGCCUUCAAGCUUGUAUAGAAAUUAUUAGAGUUACAGUUAAUGCACUUAAUGGUGGUUUAAACAUUUAAGUAUCUGAAUUCCUAAGUGUUUCAUAUACCAUUCUCAACCAAAUUCCAGGGGUUCCAAUUUCAAUGGAGCAACUAACUAUAAUUUCAAUGUAUUGCCUGUAUAUCAGCUGGCACUGUGAUCUAAUGCACGUAAUUAACUUUUAUAAUAAGUGCGAUAUAAAUUAUAAUA
Molecule: messenger RNA, 3768 nt
Organism: Vicia villosa (hairy vetch)
Lineage: Eukaryota; Viridiplantae; Streptophyta; Magnoliopsida; Fabales; Fabaceae
Exons: 14
Coding region: 90-3497 (1135 amino acids)
Biological process (GO): regulation of cell cycle
Cellular component (GO): nucleus
Molecular function (GO): protein binding
Source: RefSeq, a predicted model, not a curated record